Messenger RNA from Ophidiomyces ophidiicola, 9744 nucleotides. RefSeq lists its product as uncharacterized. The transcript has 5 exons. Lineage: Eukaryota; Fungi; Ascomycota; Eurotiomycetes; Onygenales; Onygenaceae. Bases 1 to 9744 code for a protein of 3247 amino acids. The record is from RefSeq and is a predicted model, not a curated record.
AUGGAUGAGCCCACCCCACCGCGGCUUUCCAGUAUUCUAGUGGAGGGCAUAAUCAACCACAUUGCCUUACCCCCUAGUCUACCGGGAAGGCAAGAGAAACACUUAAUCGAAAUCGAGGAAGAACUUCUUCGCCGCUUGCAAGCAGCGACUCGCAAACUCCAGCGCCAAUCUAAUGGCGGCCUUGGUGAUCUCUGGGACAAAGUGCGCCAGAUAUUAGAAAUUUGUAAAUCUACAAAUUCUCGCAAGAAACUGGACAAAUCUCGACUGGUGAAUGAAUUUGGACACCUACAACGCGACGUCCCUGUAAUUUUACAUAUUACAGAGCAGAAUGCUGGACUCAUCGUCUGGCGGCAAACCAAUGAAACCCGGGGCGAUCAUGUUCUUUUUGAGGCAUUCGAAGCGUCUGCGAUUUCGGAAAAAGUUCUUGCUGCGGAAAAUGCAUUAUUAUGGGACUUUCCAGGGGAGGCCAUCGCCAUGCCGUAUACAGAAUUUGCUCGGGCUACGUUUCAAGAUAGUUUUGCCGGAUUUUUGGAGCAAGCUAGCACAGAAUCGAUCAAACGUUUCACCGCUCGUGCCGCAAAAGCCGGCUCUUCUCCCAUUGAAGAUCGAGACACAGUCAAUCCUGCGUUAAUCGCACAGGUGCUCAUGACACUUCUUGAGGCAAACGGCACUCGUGUAUUUCCUGUGUUACUCCGCAAGCGCGUUCGGGACGACGUUUGUUGGGCAUCUGGCGCCGAAAAACCAUGGAGGCGUUCUGCAUUUUGGCUUGUCAUCCGUGUUUGCCUCGAGAGAUAUUUUUGCUCCACCUGCGGCGAGGAAAUAGGGCGGUUGCGUUACAAGUCUUUGCUUUGCACUCUACUAUCAUCCCUUAUAGAUGAUUCUUUUGAUUCAAUUUCCGUUGAAUCGUUGACUCUAUUGAAAGGAAAACUGGCUCGACGACUCGCAAAAUUGCAGAUAGACGGGAAAAACCUGCCAGCCAAUAUGAAGGUUGUUUAUGAAGAAUUGCUGGGGGAAACGGCCGCUCGCUGUCAAAAGUCUCUACAACAUGCCACGGAGCACAUCGAACAUGUUUGGUCCAAUUUGAAGGCUCGCAUGAAACGGCCAAUUCCUCAACUCCCUCUUCACGCAGAUAAAGAAUCAGUCACAUUGUCCCUUCCAAAUAGUAAACAAUACCUGCAAAAAGUGAUGGAAAAUCAUAGACUUUUGAGAAAGUCCUCCAAAUAUCGCGGGAAAUGCGAAGCUCUAUCCAAAUUUAUUACCUCUGGGGAUAAUUAUUUUUCAAAGUUCGCUACCCGCUAUUAUGCCUUAUCAGACCUCGAAGAAUCAAAUGUUAAAUUAUCUUCAGGUGACAGCCCAGGCCAAGAAAACGAACGCUGUACGGAAAUUGCAUCAAGGAUUGAGCAUUAUCUAAAAGAAGUAUCCGAUGCUUAUGAUAAUAGCCCGGAACAGAAAAGCGUUAUGAUUCUUAGUGUUUUACGGCUCUGGAUGGCUAUGGAUCAGUGUGCAGUAGCCUUAUUUGGGUUACUGAAAGAUUUCCAUCCGGCAAUCGCGCCGGCCGCGCUGGAUGUCUUACAAUUGCCCAUGCUCGCUGAUAUGCUUGAGCUCAGGGUACUUCAAGGCUACCUUCGAGACCGUUGUGAUAAAGCAUCUCACAGAACCAUUUUUGAUGAGCCUACGAAGGGUUGCUUUGCUGAAAGAUACUAUGACGAGUCAACCGAGUCAGUGCAAUUACGUUCACUUCAUUUAGAAAUAGAGCUUCAGGCUCAGUCCGACUUGAAAAAAAAGGAGGCGGAAUGGCGAAAAUUAAGCGAUGAUUUUGAGCAGUUGGAAAGAGAGAUAGCAGAAAGCAGCUGCGUGUUUAGCACGCUUGAUUCCGAGGAGUUAGUCCACGACGUUAAGCAAUGCCGGAAAUGCUUCCUUCAGCGUAAUUCGAGGCGCAUGAAGAUCGGAGUUCAUGAAUACCCUCUUCCUUCGAGCCCCUCCGAGGUGAAGGCUGUCAUAUUCGAGCUUGCUUGUCCAGCCUCGUUCAAGGCAUACCGAAAUGCAACUUGGCGCCUAAUAUGCGCGGUGGGAGCCUUGAGUCAAACGCAGUCUUUCAAGCCCGAACUGCUCCUUGACGACUAUUCUCAGCUUCAAAAAUAUAUGUGCCGAGAUUCUUACGAUAUCUGCCUUGCUUCUAAAACCAAAUCAUUUUUGCGUACACAUUAUAAUGGGAUGCGCUUCCCCAUUUCCUUAGAUGGUGUCUGCCUUCCAAAUGGUUUACGACUUUCAUAUUUCGACGUUAGAUCGGAAAUGUGGGUUAGCAGGCAUCCUCAAGCCUUGAGCUUUGCGCGUCAUUUUACGAUGUAUUUACCCCGGACCUCUCCCUUUAGCUCUAUAGGGCUGUCAGUUGGUUUUAGCGCUCCAUCAUCGUACGAAGUCAUUGCGAGUCAAACACAAUGUCCCGCGGGAUUGAAUCUUCAUGAGUUUCUUGCAUAUAAGAGUCUAUUUUCUGGGAAUAGCAGACGAUGGCCUUCGAUACUUAUUGAGCUUGGUUCAACUAACCUAAAUUUGAGUACCGAAGCCACAACUUCAUUAAUAUCUCAGUUGGCAAUUCAAGCUGGGCCUGCAGACGACGAGGACCCCCUACGUGUUGCGCACAAAACUUUUCGAGACUCAUUGUUCUGUCAGAAGUUGAUGGAGCAGAUUUCCCAACGACUUGAUAGCAUAUCCUCUAAUUGGAGAGAGACAAACUGCAUGGACAUGUUGUUGACUCUUAUUCUCAGGUUAUAUUCGAUUGGGCCAAUUUCUUGUCGUGAAGAAUGCAAGAAGAUACUCGAGAAAGGGCGUAUUAUCACAGCCCAGUGGAUUGUCCAAUUAAGAACUGAAAUACAUCAGUCUACAGAUGUGGCUGGGAUGGAGAGGUUUGCAAGCUUUGCGUUUUGGGCUGCAUUACUUUGUAGAAGGACCUUCUCUAUUUUUGUCGGUGACGUUGGACAUUUAAAGAUGACAAAUGAUGGGCUCUGCUGUUUCAUUGAAGCUUCAAUUAUGUUACAAGACGCCCUUCCGGUUGAUCUUGCUCGGCUCUCGCCAUUGGCAAAAAACGCACUUAUUAGAGAUUUGAAGAUGGUGUAUCGGAUGGGGCCGUUACUCCACAGCUACAUUUUAUCCUCGCCACAUUCCUUUUCCGUAUCGAUUGAUGCAUUUUGGCCUCAACCUGAGGGCAGCAUGCCUCGAGACUAUUCUACUGUUGAAGUUCAAGAAGCUCCAUAUCGUUGGUGGGUCUGCCUAUCCCCCGCCCCCAAGGAAAAUACGAGGCAGCAGACAAUACAUUAUCACCUUCUUGAAGGCCACUUGCUUUUUGAUGGCCAACCGUUGAAACAAUUACCUGCAGAGCACAAAACCUCUGUGGUAUUAGAGCAACUCUUUGGGAAGCAGCGGCUUCUCACCAUACCUUCACCCGUUUUUGGCAUGGAUUAUUUGCUCGCUUUCCCAAUAAAUGGCCAUCAAAUCCAUAUUGGAUUCGUUGAACAUAAAUUGGUGGUUCAAGCACAUAUAAAUGGCUCUAUCCUUGAAUACAUUCCUCCCCACAUUUUUGGAAACCCAACAAAUUUCGAUUUGCCCGGUUCGCUUGUUUUGAACUGUGUUCAUUGGCUAAAUUUGAAUACUGGGGUCAUGGAGAUUAGAAAACAGCCUGAAAUAUGGAAAAAGAAGCUUAGUAACUGGACGGUGGAUAUCAACACUGGAGAAGCGUGGAGACGACGAACAUUCCAAACCAAAGGCAGUAUGCUUGUCGACCCGCACAGUCGUUUGUUCAAGCUUGCCGCGCGAAUUUUUGACCACUUUGAAUAUCGCAACGGCUUGACCAUAUUCCAACCUCCCAAUGGCAAACUUGCAAUUGAGCUCCGCCGUUUAGAAUUGUCCUUUUUCGUAAACUUUAAAGGCUUGCUACAGUGUCGGGAGUUAAACGCAGAAAUAGAUCCAGACCAAGAUGCGGGAACUUGGUAUGGUCUAGAUAGCAAAAUCAUCCUCCGGGAUGUCUCGAAUGGUUCUCGUCGUAUUAUUCUCGUUCCCAUAGGGAAAAUCCAUGCCGUCCGCAACGAUUGUCAUGUCUCAAUACAAGUUGAAAAUGAAGGAGCAUACGGGAGAUAUACCAUUAACAACGUACUUGGACGCCUUGAUUGCCCGGCCGAACCGGUCUUGUUAUACCAGAAAGCUAGAUUCCAUGCCUAUACUUCGUUUUUUGUGCCUGAUCCUCUUACUGGACGUACCGGAACAGAAGAAGCCCUUAAUUGCUUACUUUCUGCCCGCUGCCAGCCAUGGACCACGCUCAACAUAGGGCCUAUCCAAGCGUUGGAGUCAAUUCUGAAGCUGGUUCCAAAGAGAGCGUAUUACCCAAGCGGUUUGAAGACGAUGCAAAAUGUUACAUGGGAUCACUCUUUAACGACAGUCAUUCAGCAUGAGGGACUCUGGCCUGCGAUUAAUAACAUUAUCGCAAAGGCAAAGAUUCUUUCUUCAUUUUCACUCAAAGGGGAUAUUGAGAUGCCGGAUAUCGGACUCUCAGGUGAUACCUUUUUAUUGAUGCGGGCCUAUUGGAGGCGGAACCUCUAUCAGCGUGCAGAUUCUGGGUUUCCGCGGUUGAAUCCACCUCCUGACUUGAAAUAUGAGGCACGCGACAACUUUAUCAGCAAUAAGUCCCGCCUCAAUGUCUAUGAGAGCGUGAGCUUAAUAAGGAGCUGGUCACCGGAUGUUUGCGUAGCCAUCGAUUUUGCCAUGUCAAUACAGAAUUGGAAUAUUGGUGGCUUCGAUUCAGUCUUUGACAAGUUCCUAAUUUCUGAUUUACUCAAUAUUCAAUAUGAUUCCUACCUGGGAUCCCUUGUUAACCUCUGUCGCUUGGCUGACUGCAGCGAAAAACACCGGUUAAUGUUCAUGUUUGCUAUUAUGUCGUUUAGAUCAGAUGUUAAUAUGUUGAUUAUUCGAACCAUUAUUGCGUUUGCAAUUAUUGAUACCUUAAAAGAAAUAGAGCCUCCGAAAUGGCCAUCCUACGUGAACUUCAGGUAUCGACAACUACCCACUAUUCAAUACCUUAGACAGCUGAUCAGUCCUUGCUGCACUCCAUAUGCUGGAGAUGAGAGAAAUUUCUUUCAGCUGAGUUAUAAAACACGACGAGACCGUGAAGCAAAGGAAUAUGCUUAUGAACAGCAACUUGAAAAAGACAGCAGAAUGUUUGCGGAGUGUCUUCUUAACCAGUGGCCAUGUGCGGAGCCGAAGAUCGAUAUGCCACCCAAAGUUCUUAUCGAUCUGCCUCGUGCCAUGAGUAUUAUCCACACAGAGUGGCUCCGUCUGUUUCAAAACAUGGAGCUCUCUGAUUAUGUCGAAAAGGUUCAACAUGUUCUAAACCUUCAUUCGGCUCCGCGCCGUUUUUCACUUCCUUAUUAUUGCGACUACAAACGAUCGAUAAUCGAACCAAAAAGCCGCGAAGCCGUCAUUCCGUCUCUUCAGUAUACCCUACUUUGUCACAAUUUAGCGAAGCCUGCAUUUAUUGCCCUCCGAAACGAAAAAAAUACUACCACUAAAGUGCCUUACGUGGUUGAAGCCGUACGAGACAAUAGUAAUGCUCAAAGCUCAUCAAAAAAACUUGAAAACAGUGCAAUUUCGGAUCUCGAUGAAAUAGACGAGCUGACGAGUAUUGUGAAUCAGUUAAAAAAUUCCACUUCAGUGGUACAAAACCAGUAUUGCCUUGAUAUGUUGCAGAGUAUUGAAGCUUUGAAAAGGAUUAAUGUUACAAAUAAUACCCGACUUGAGAUAGGGCUGCCAGAGCUCAACGUUACAAGGGAUCGUGUGCAAAUGGUUUACAAUUAUAUCAAUAGUAUCUUUGACAAGCUUGAUUCACGCUCAAAGUGGCUUAAGGACGGUGGAUUAUGGCCAUGUAUCACUCCGAUAAGCCUUCUUGAACAGCUGCGGUCCUCUUCCCAUGUCAAAUUUGGUAUGUAUAUGAAAGAGGUCAUAAUGGAAUAUGCUCUCUCCAUUGUGUCGUUUCAGCGAUCCCUCAGGAUUGAACAUGCACGCCUCAAAGGCAAUUACCCACGUGUUACCACUGAAACAGAAAAUAUCCCUCAUGUAAACUGGGAGCCAAUGGAUCACCCCGAUUGGAUUUUACUUGAAAUCGAGGCAGAUAUAUCCAUCAGGCAAGAGCAGGUAGAUGUUGCUAGGGCUACAAUCUCUCCUACGACAGCUGCGAACUCGGUAUUGCAAAUGAAUAUGGGACAAGGUAAAACGUCGUGUAUCAUGCCUAUGGUUGCUGCUGAGCUGGCAGAUACCACAAGACUCGUAAGGCUUGUUGUUCCCAAGGCACUACUGGCCCAGACAGCUCAGUUGCUACAAACCAGACUUGGAGGCUUAAUUGGUCGUGAAAUUCGCCAUAUUCCAUUUGCUCGCAAGACUCCGACCGAUUUUGAAAUGAUCAAAGAGUACUUUGAUGUUCAUAAAUAUCUAAAGCACUCGUCUGGCGUCAUCGUGACACUCCCAGAACAUAUCCUCUCCUUCAAGUUGAGCGGGCUACAGAGACUAUCAGACGCUCGCAUUGGAGAAGCAAGGACGAUGGUCAAAAUACAUACCUGGAUGCAGAAAUGGUGUCGGGACAUAUUAGACGAAUGUGACUUUACUCUUGCCACUAGAACCCAACUCAUUUACCCGUCUGGUUCACAAAGUACUGUGGACGGUUAUCCCAAUCGGUGGAAAUCUACACAAGAGCUGCUUCAACUGGUAAGUGGGCAUUUAUGGAACCUUCGCCGGGAUUUUCCACAGAGCAUCGAGGUCAUCCCAAGACAAAGCGGUGGGUUUCCAGUUGUCUUUUUCCUUCGUAGGGAUGUGGAAGAUGAGUUGAUUACACGGCUGAUAAGGGAUGUUAUUCGUGGCCAAACAUCUAUCCUUCCAAUGGGUGAUCGCAGCCAUGAGGAUCGCAUGGCUAUCAAGUCAUUCAUACAAAACUCAACAGUUCCUCAAACAACCACAAAAGCCAUUGAAAGCAUGUUUGCCAAUAACAUUGGUGCAAAACAAAACAUUUAUCUCUUGAGAGGGCUGUUUGUUCAUCGAAUUCUUCUCCUGAGUCUUAAAAAGCGAUGGAAUGUACAAUACGGGCUUCACCCUGACAGAGACCCCAUUGCCGUUCCAUUUACGGCUAAAGGUGUACCAUCUGAGCAAGCAGAAUGGGGUCACCCAGAUGUUGCUAUUCUGUUCACCUGUUUGGCAUUCUAUUUUGGAGGCCUUACACGGACUCAACUACGACAAAGUUUAAUACACUUGGUGAAAUCCGAUGAUCCAUCAAGUGAAUAUGAUCGCUGGACCCAGACCUCCUACUCACUUCCUGAUGUUCUUCGGGAAUGGAGUGUAGUUGAAACCAAUGAUGAGGCACAGCUGGUAGAACUCUGGAAGCAUCUUCAAUACCAGGUGGCGGCAAUUGACUAUUUCCUGAACCACUUUGUUUUCCCCAAGCAUGCAAAACAGUUCCAAGUGAAACUUCAGGCCUCUGGCUGGGAUAUUCCUCUGUUCUCUCCUCAGAAUCAGAGACCAGCAUUAACAACAGGCUUCAGUGGGACUAAUGACAAUCGUACUUUGCUUCCAUUGAUGAUAAGACAGCAAGAUCUUCCUGCAUUGUCACAUACCAAUGCGGAGGUUUUAACCUACCUGUUACAACCACGUAACCGGCGUUAUUUAUUCGCUGCAUGCAGCUCCAGAAAACGAUUGUCCAAAAUAGAUCUGCUAUACCUUCUCCAAAAGCAGAAGAUUAGAGUACUGAUUGAUUCUGGGGCUCAAAUUCUAGAAAUGGAUAAUAAAACUUUGGCAAGAGAAUGGUUAAAAAUUGACUAUGAGGUCUCAGCAGCACUGUAUUUUGAUUCUGAAAAUAAGCCUAUUGUUCUGUACCGAAAUGGCGCUCAAACACCUUUAUUAGCAUCCCCUUAUGCUGAUGAUCUUGAGGGCUGCCUUGUCUAUUUAGAUGAGGCUCAUACACGGGGAACAGAUCUCAAAAUGCCUCCCAAUGCUGUUGGCGCAUUGACACUAGGACUGGGUCAAACAAAGGACCAUACAGUUCAAGCUGCUAUGAGAUUGCGCCAGCUUGGAACAACACAGUCGGUUGUGUUUUGCGCGCCUCCAGAGGUACAUCAAAGUAUCUUAGAUCUGCAGGGGAAACAGAAUGGUGAUAGACUUGAUUCACGAGAUGUUGUAUGCUGGCUCUUGAAACAAACCUGUUUAGGAAUUGAGCAAAUCCAGCCGCUGUACUAUUCUCAGGGAAUGGACUUUUGCAGUCGUACUCAAGCAAGCUUAGAUAAUCCUCACUUCUUAGAAGACCCAGAACAGCAACGGAAAUAUUGCAAUGCCAUUCGACAAAACGAAAAGCAAACCUUGGAGCAACUUUACCGACCAGUUUCGAAGCCUAAUGUUUCAGUUCGGUUUACUUCCUAUGCGCCUGAGAUCGCAAAGUUUGUAAAAGAGUUGAAAACGCGGCGAAAGGGGUUUCAGGAUUUUGGAAAUGCAGUGCAUGGGUCGGCGUUGCAAGAGGUAGAACAGGAGAGGGAGGUUGCUUUCGAAGUUGAGGCCGUUCGGGAGGUCCAGAAACCAACACGCUAUACGGGCCUCUCUUUUCCUGGACUACACCAAGAUAUUUUGAACUUUGCUACAACUGGCAAACUCUCUGGUUAUGCAGGUUUUCAGCAUGCGUUUGUAUUUUUGAAAGAAACGGGGGUGGGACAGAAGCAUGGCAUUAACCCACAGGCGGCUGCCUCGAACUUGUUUGUAUCCAAAGAGUUUAUGCGAACAGUAAAGCUACCUCAGGGCCGCACAAAUGACAAUUUUCUGCGCCCGGUGAACUGGUUAAUUUGGAGUUUUGAAUCCGAAACGGCAAUGAUCAUUAUUCCUGAAGAGGCCGAUAUUUUAAUUCCUAUGUUUCAACGUGCAAUUAAUAAUGGCACGCACUUGAUCACAUACGCAGCACCUGUCACACGGAAAAUGUUACAUUUCAACAAUCUAACGUUUUAUGCGAUUCCGACCUUGCCUCAAAAUUGGAGAGGACCUAAGUGGCUGACAAUUCAACUAGGCAUACUAGCGGGCCGCGUAUACUUUGAGUUUGAAGAAUAUCAAGAUCUUUGUGAAUAUUUAGCCAUAGAAGAUGCAACAAAGUACUCAGAUGAUCUAUUUGAUUCCCCGAUGUCGCCUACCCCUUUCCCACCCGGUUCAGAAAAGGACACGACCAUUUCUACGGAAAUAAUCGCUAAAUCUGAGAACGCCAGUACAUUUACAGGAAGGCCUCUAGUGUUCCUUCAGGACUGGCUAAGCUUAAAGCGAAGAGGUCAGGAGUUUACCCAUACCCCGAUGGGCUAUGUCUGUCAAGGGAAAUCUCUAAGCGAUAGUCACCCCUUCUUCUCAAACGCAACCCUGCCGCCAGUGACAAAACCAAGUUGCACACUCCAAAAGCAAAAAAUGAAGAGGAAUGAAGUGGAAGAGAAGUUUGAGUCGGACUUUGAAAGUGAGGAAGAGGCCGACGCCCACAAUGUAUCGGAAGAGAGCGACGAUUCUAGCAAAGCAUACGGAUUAGGUACAGAGGCUAAUGCCAGCCAUGUAUUUUCCGAGGCUGAAAGCAGGGAUGAUGGCGAGGCAUCCGAAUCCGAUACCAGCCCUGAAUCAGCAGAAGAAAGUGAUGGUGACGAAACAUCCGAAUGCGAUACCAGCGAAAAAUCAUCAGAGGAAGAAGGCGGAAAUGAUAACUAG